AUGCCCUCACUCCAAAAAGCAGACAUCCUAGUAAAAGUCGAUGCUGCUGGCGUUACCGGUGAUGAGAUCCUCUGGCCUGAGCUCUACGAAACUCCAACACGGGUCCCGGGCCACGAACUCUCAGGCACCAUCUCCGAGCUUGGCCCAGAUUAUCGCGGUCCUCUAUUAGUCGGACAGGAAGUCUUCGCUUUCUCUGCGGCAGACCAUGGGCAGUGUCAAGCCGAGUACGCUAUCUGCUCUGCAAACGAAGUCGCCCCGAAGCCAGCCUCCAUCUCCCAUCUUGAAGCGGCGGCGCUCCCAAUCCCCAUUUUGACUGCAUACGAGGCAGUUAUGGACUACGGAAAAGUCGCGCCCGGCAUGAGGGUUCUUGUAACGGGAGCUUCUGGUGCAGUGGGCAAAAUCGCUGUGCAGCUGAUCACGCAGCUUACGGGUGGCCAUGCAAUCGCCAUAGCUUCGCCUCAAAACCACGAUAUCUUGAGGCAGCUUGGUGCUCAAGAGGUGGUAAGCUACACCAUGCCUGACUGGGAAUCAAAGGUCGAGGCUGUGGACAUCAUCUUUGAUACUGUGGGUGGAACAGUCCUGAAGAAGACCUGGGCGACUGUGAAGGAGAAUGGGUUGAUUAUCACUGUUGGGGACCCACCUCCGUCCUGGGCAAUCAAAGACGUUCAGCCUGAUGAGGCUUCUUGUAAACCCAAGGUGCGGUACAAAUACUUCAUCGUGUCUCCCAAUGCCGAGAGACUUCUCCAGGCAUCAGCCAUGAUUGAUGCUGGCUCGAUGAGGCCAUUAGUGGUGAAGCCAUUCGCUUUUGAGGAAGCGGAGAAAGCUUGGUCGUAUUCUAGACAGCGAGGCAGACAACAGAAGGCUAUAAUUGCUUUCAUAUAG
This is a messenger RNA of Colletotrichum spaethianum, 882 nucleotides long. Its product is annotated as reticulon-like protein 1. The record is from RefSeq and is a predicted model, not a curated record. The coding region runs from base 1 to 882 and encodes 293 amino acids. The transcript has a single exon. Gene Ontology annotation, molecular function: oxidoreductase activity. Lineage: Eukaryota; Fungi; Ascomycota; Sordariomycetes; Glomerellales; Glomerellaceae.